Molecule: messenger RNA, 2165 nt
Organism: Medicago truncatula (barrel medic)
Lineage: Eukaryota; Viridiplantae; Streptophyta; Magnoliopsida; Fabales; Fabaceae
Product: RING-H2 finger protein ATL46
Exons: 2
Coding region: 575-1729 (384 amino acids)
Molecular function (GO): ubiquitin protein ligase binding
Source: RefSeq, a predicted model, not a curated record
UGCGAGUGAGAUUGAAACUAUUUCUGUUUCUUUUUGUCAUCCCUUACCUCUCUCACUUUGGGAACUGCUUCCUUCCCACUUUCACAGUUUUUGGAUUCUUUCCUUCUUACCAUAAACCCAACAAAUUUUGUCCACUUUUCUUUUGGAUCCAUCACACACUUCCAACACAUUACAGUUUCACUCUUCACUUUUCUCUUUCACUUCUUGUUCCUUCAUACUUCAAACUCACUUUCAAAACUUCAACAAAAACAUGCAAAAAAAAAACAGUGUUCCAUUUAGCUGAGUUAAGUUCUUAGUAUUAUUUUACCAAAAAUCCAUUAUAGAAAAAAGAUAAAAAUUUGAUUUUUAUAUUUUUUUUUGAAGUGGGUUUUGAGCCAAUAGAUGUGUAAGAGAGUGAAACAUCAUAGUACUGUACUUUGUUUUUUUUUUUUGGUCUGAAAAUUUAAGAUUAGUUUUUUUUUUUUUUUUUUGUUAGUACUUUUUGUGUUGUUGUUAUUGUUGUAAGAUAAGAUGUGACUAGGAUCUUGUUUGGUUGGAAGAGAAUAUUGUGUUUAUGAUUUGUUACUAGAUUUAGAUGUCAGAAACUAUGUAUCCUAAGUUGUUAUUUGAACAUACCCAUUUAAGAAUGUCUUUGAUUAAUCAUCAUCAAAUUUAUCAAAAAGAUGGUUACUUUAUAAAUUUUCCACCACCAUCAUCACAAUCUUCAUCAAGUUCUUCAACAACAUCAACAGCAUCAGGAACAACAGCACCAUCUUCAUCUUCUAGUACUAAGAUUAGUCCAGCUGUUCUUUUCAUCAUAGUGGUUCUUGCUGUUUUGUUUUUCAUAUCUGGUUUACUUCAUUUGCUUGUUAGAUUUCUCAUAAAGCAUCCAUCUUCAUCAAGUUCUUCUAAUAGACAACAUCAUAAUGAAAUUUCAACUUCUGAUGCACUUCAAAGACAGCUACAACAGCUUUUUCAUCUUCAUGAUUCUGGUUUAGAUCAAGCUUUUAUUGAUGCACUACCUGUUUUUCAAUUCAAGGAGAUUGUUGGUUUGAAUGAGCCUUUUGAUUGUGCUGUUUGUUUGUGUGAGUUUACUGAGAAAGACAAGCUAAGAUUGUUACCUAUGUGUAGCCAUGCUUUUCAUAUAAGUUGUAUAGAUACUUGGCUACUUUCAAACUCUACUUGUCCUCUUUGUAGAGGAACACUUCAAACUAAUGGAUUUUCUAUUGAAAAUCCGAUAUUCGAUUUCGAUGAUCUUAGGGAAGAUGAUGGUUGUCCUUGUAAUGGAGAGAAUAGAUUUGGUACUAGACAAAAAGAAAUUGUUGUUGAUGAAGUUGUAGAUAAAGGGGUUUUGCCAGUUCGACUCGGGAAAUUCAAGAAGACGAAUGUGGAAGUCGGUCGAGAGAAUGAAGAAGUAGGGGAAACAAGUAGUAGUAAUUUGGAUGCAAGAAGAUGUUAUUCAAUGGGAUCUUAUCAAUAUGUGGUUGGAAAUUCAGAGUUAAGGGUAGCCUUAAACCAUGAGAGUAUAACUCAUCAUGAUACAAGGAUUAUCAAAGGAAUUGAAAAUGGUGUUGAGAGUGAUUUGGAAGGAAAGAAGAUUAGUAAUGUUAGUAAAGGUGAAAGUUUUUCUAUUUCCAAGAUUUGGUUAUGGCCAAGAAAGGGAAAAUUUUCUUCUAGUUCUUUAGAAGCUCAUAAUGGAAUGACAUUGCCAUCUUAUCUUAACAAAGAUUUGCAGAAUCAUGGUGUAUGAAAUAAUGAAAGAAUCAAUUUUUGGCGCCGGGCAAAACCAAACAUACAAUAGUAAGAAUCUGGAUUUGAUAAACAUGGUGCAAACAUCAACUUCCUAGUACAAUGGAGAGAUCCAAGGUAGUUGAUUGAAUUUGGUUUAGAGCCUAAACUGUUUCAAAGCCAGACUUGUCUCUUUCUAUGUCAAUGUUAUCUUACCAUCAAUAUGUCUAGUUGUCUACUAGAUCAUGUUGUGUGACAAUUGCAUUUGCUUUAUAAGGUUUUUGGUUUUGUUUGAUAUUUCAUUAUCAUUCCACAUACUUUAUAGGAGAGUGUGAAUACAAACUUUUUUUAUGUUGAAUAUCUUUUAGUUUUUGGACAGUUGGGCAGUGAUAGUGAGGUCCACCAAAGUUGGUGUAAUAGAAGAAUAUAUCUAUCUUUUUAUGAAUUUUGAUUCAAAA